CCUGAUUGCUAUAGGGAGUAAUAUCAAGGGGAUGUGACGCAAUGUUAUGGAAGCCGCCAUUUUGUACGGAAGCCGAGGUUCAAAAACUUCCAUAGCAAGCAAUCGAAAGAAGAUGGCGGCUCCCAUGAUUGUGAGGAAGGCCUGCACUGGGGAGGGGCAAGGGAAAUUCGGUCGAAAAUGAGAUAAACCUGAAGCAAAUGAAAUUGGCACGGAGGCUUGGAACCUAGUUUGAUUUAAGCAGUCUUAGAAAAGUGGUUCGUCCGGCGCCUAAGGGGCGGAGCCGAAGCGUCGAGCUGCUUUGCGCGUGCGCAACACCUAGGCGGUUAGAUUUGAAUACUUCACUGAGGCAAGCUGGGCGUUGUGGAGUGAAGGCGAGAGGCGGCGGUGACUUUCCGCUCUGAGAAGCGUGUAGACCCCCAGACAAGUCUGCACAAAAUUUGUCGGGCGGGUGAGCCGCCGCAGAAGAGUUUUCUUCAAAAAUGGAUGGGGUGUCUUCAGAGGCUGGUGAAGAAAAUGACAAUAUAGAGAGACCUGUUAGAAGACAGCAUUCUUCAAUUUUGAAACCCCCAAGAAGUCCUCUUCAGGACCUCAGAGGUGGGAAUGAAGCAGUUCAGGAAUCCAAUGCUUUGAGAAAUAAGAAAAAUUCACGUCGAGUCAGCUUUGCAGAUACUAUAAAGGUAUUCCAGACAGAGUCUCAUAUGGAAAUAGUGAGAAAGUCAGAAAUGGCAGAAACAGAAGCAGGAGAAAGUCUCUUGACACAGAAUAAGAAAUUAGAAGAUAACGACUGUGAAAUUACUGGGAUGAACACAUUGCUUUCUGCUCCCAUUCAUACCCAGAUGCAACAGAAGGAGUUUUCAGUUAUAGAACAUAACCAUGAAAGGAAACAUGCAGAUGACCAGACAGUCAUCUUUUCAGAUGAAAACCAGAUGGAUCUGACAUCAAGUCACACUGUAAUGAUUACCAAAGGCCUUUUAGAUAAUCCCAAAAGUGAAAAGCUCACGAAGAUAGAUACCACAUCAUUUCUAGCUAAUUUAAAGCUUCACACUGAGGACUCAAGAAUGAAAAAAGAAUUAAAUUUUUCCAUGGAUCGAAACACUUCUUCAGAAAAGAAAAUAAAUUUCAAUGACUUCAUAAAAAGAUUGAAAACAGGAAAAUAUAAUGCUUUUCCUAAUGGGCCUGAUAAAGAAAAUUUUGAGAUACCUGUUUAUUCUGAUGAAUCACAUAGCGCCUCUUCUACACGUCAAAUGCGUGUAUCUCUUAAUGAAGAUGAGAAUAACAGUAAUAUUACUAGGAUCUUUAGAGAAAAAGAUGAUGGGAUGAAUUUCACUCAGUGUCAUACAGCGAAUAUUCAGACAUUGAUUCCCACAUCCAGGGAGACCAACUCACAGGAAUCUAAAGGUAAUGAUUAUACAAUCUAUGGCAGUGAUGUUAUGGACUUGACAUUGAACCACACUAUACAGAUUUUACCCGCAACAGAUAAUUUUUCUAAAAUAGAAAAUCAAACUCAGAAUGCCAUAAUGGAUGUAACAACAGGUUACGGGACUAAAGCUUCAGGAAAGAAAACAAUUUUUAAGAGUAAACAAAAUGCUGCUUUUCAAGACCCUUCCAUAAACCCUGCAGACAAAAUACAUAUUACCAAAGGUCAUACUAUGGGAGCGGAAACUCAUAUAGUCUCACAUACUUGUAAUCAAGAUGCCAGAAUAUUAGCCAUGACCCCAGAAUCUAUGUGUUCUAAUUCAGCUAUUCAAGGUUGUAAGAAAGUUUUCUAUUCCAGUCGUAAUGAUACCAUGGAAAUGACCAAGUGUCUCUCAAGUAUGAGAGAAGAGAAAAAUUUGCUAAAGCAUGACAGUAAUUAUUCUAAAAUAUAUUGCAAUCCAGAUGCUAUGUCUUGUCUCACAGAGAAAACUAUUUAUUCUGGAGAGGAGAACAUGGAUAUCACCAAGAGUCACACGGUUGCAAUAGAUAAUCAGAUUUUUAAACAAGAUCAAUCAAAUGUUCAGAAAGCAGCUGCACUACCACCUGAAAAAGAAAUGAUGCUCCAAAAUCACAUGACCACAUCAGAAGAUGGGAAAACAAAUGUAAAUUGUAACUCAGUUCCUCUUGUAUCUAAGGAAAGAAUACAGCAGAGCUUGUCAAAUAUUUUACCAAUUUCAUUGACUGAUAGAAAGACUGAACUUUUAGCAGUUGAAGAUAUGGAUUUGACCGAAAGUCACACAAGUAACUUAGGAAGUCAGGUUCCUCUUGCAAGUUACAGUCCAGCACCAGAGAAUACCAGUGAAUCUCACUCUCACAGCAAAAGCUGUUCACAUAAAUGUCAAAAAAUGACCAAAAGUCAUACCGAACCAUUUCAACAACCAGACAUAAUAUCUAAAAACAGCCUAACUGAUGCCGGCAACAAAGACAAAGAGCAGAUUUUGAAUAUUUUGUCAUACCUUGAUAAAGAUUUUCCUCAGUCAGCUGAUUGUAAUCAGGACAUGGCAAUAAGCCAUAAUAUAGUGUACUCUGGUGGAGUUCUUGAAAAACAAGUAGCUAAUAGAAAUACAGUUUCAUGUGAACAAUCUUUGUUUUCUACUAGAAAGCAAUUCUUUUCAUCAGGACAAUCUUCUAUGAAAAUUCAUAAUACUACUAUUAGUAGUCAUACAGUGAAGUCUCUACUAGGUCAGAAUUCUAAACUGCCUGAGCCACUGAGGAAAAGUUUAAGUAAUCCCAUACCUGACUAUUGUCAUGACAAGAUGAUUAUGUGUUCCGAGGAAGAGCAAAAUAUGGAUCUAACGAAGAACCACACUGUUGUCAUUGGAUUUGGUCCUUCUGAACUACAAAAACUUGGUAAAACUAAUUUAGAACACACUAUUAGCCAGCUAACAACAGCAAGCAGACAGACAGCUGUAAAAGUUGAAAAAUGUGGUAAAAGUCCCAUAGAAAGAAGUGGAAUACUUAUAUCUAACAGUAUUAUGGAUGUAUUAAAGGAUGAAAGUGUACAGAAACCUGAAUUUCCUGAGGAAAAGCAAAAUAUUAAAAUUUGGGGAAGGAAAAGUGUUGGCGGACUAAAAAUUGAUAAGACUAUUGUAUUUUCAGAAGAUAAGAAUGAUAUGGAUAUCACUAAGAGCUGUACAGUGGAAAUAAGCCAUAGACCUUUAUUAGAUAAACAUGAUUGUCAUUUGGUGCCAUUGGCAGGAACUUCUGAAACUAUUUUAUAUACAUGUGGGCAGGAUGACAUGGAAAUCACUAGAAGUCACACAACUGCCUUAGGAUGUGAAACUGUCUUACCAGAUGAAAUAACUUCUAGGCCUAUGGACAAAACUGUAUCGUUUGUAGAUAAUCAUGAUGAACUAGAAAUGACAAAGUCCCAUACUGUUUUCAUUGACUACCAAGAAAAGGAAAGAACUGUGCUUCCAAACAGACCUAACUUUGAACUAUCCCAAAGGAAAAGCCUAGGAGCACCAAAAGUGUUAUGUACUCCUACUGAGGAGAGUGUUUUCUUGCCAGAAAAUGGUGAAAGUGACGGUCUAGUAGCAAGUGACAGCCAGCUAACACCUCUGGAGGAAUGGUCUAAUAAUAGAGGUCCUAUAGAGGUUGCUGAUAACAUGGAAGUAUCUAAAUCAACCACUUGGGAAGACUUCAAAGAUGUACAAAAUCCUGGAUUUCUGAAUGAACCUCUGUCAGCCAAAAGUCAGAGAAGAAAAAGCCUUAAGCUAAAAAAUGACAAGACCAUUGUAUUUUCAGAGAAUGAUAAAAAUGAUAUGGAUAUUACCCAGAGUUGUAUGGUGGAAAUAGAUAACAAAAGUGCCCUGGAGGAUAAAGAGGACUUCCAUUUGGUGCCUUUGGCGGGGGCUUCUAAAACUAUUUUGUAUUCAUGUGGGCAGGAUGACAUGGAGAUCACUAGAAGUCACACAACUACCUUAGAAUGUAAAACUGUCUUGCCAAAUGAAAUAGCUAUUAGGCCCAUGGACAAAACUGUAAUAUUCACAGAUAAUCACAGUGAUCUGGAUGUCACCACAUCCCAUACUGCUUUUAUUGAAUGUCAAGCCACAGAGAAAAUACUUGAAGAGAACCCUAAUUUUGGAAUAGCAAAAGGAAAAAACUUGGGUGUUUCCUUUCCUAAGGAUAAUAGCUAUGUUCAAGAAAUCGCUGAAAAACAAGCACUGGGUGUAGAAAACAAAAUUGUAGACCAGGCCUAUACAUUGGAAAAAGCCCAAAUUGAAAGCUGUCAGUUAAAUAAUAGAGAUAGAAGAAAUGUAGAUUUUACAAGCAGUCAUGCAACUGCUAUUUGUGGAUCCAGUGAUAAUAAUUCCUGUUCUCCAAAUGUUAUUAACUAUACUGAUAAUUUGGAGGGUAGUGCCAUGCCCUUAUGUGAUAAAGAUAAGGAAAAAGCCAAUAAUUGCCCAGUGCAGAAUGAUCUUGCACCAAUAUGUGAAAACAAGCCUAAAAUGCUCAAUAAUGAGAAGUGGUUUGCUGAAGCCUAUAAAAAAAAACUGAAGGAAAAUACUCAAACAACUAACUGUAAUACAGCUCUUGAUUUCCACAGUAACUCAGACUUGGCUAAGCAAGUCAUUCAAACUCAUGUGAAUGCUGGAAAAGCACCAGAUCCUGCAAUGACAUGUAAUAUUCACUGUUUUCAUAGAGUCAAACCAAAUCUGAAUGAUCUGAAUGGAAAAACUAAAGCUUUUCAAACUGUUCAGGUACCGCCUCCUCCAGAGCAAUUACUUGAAUUGGGAAAUAAGGCACACAAUGGUUUGAGUGUAGUACAAGCUUCAGAAAUGUUUAAUAUUAACAUAAUCUUCAGCAAUGCUAAAGAUAGUAGAGAUGAAGAAAAUAAAAAGACUAGUAAUGGAGCUGAAACCACCUCUCUACCAUUAAAGACAGUUGUUAAAGAUAAAGUGAGGAGAUGUUCUUUGGGAAUCUUUUUGCCUAGAUUGCCAAACAAGAGAAAUUGCAGUGUCACUGGUAUUGAUGACCUGGAACAGAUUCCAGCAUACACAACUGAUUUAAAUCACUUAGAAACUCAGCCAGUCUCUAGCAAAGAUUCAGGCAUUGGAUCUGUUGCAGCUAAACUGAACCUAAGUCCUUCUCAAUAUAUAAAUGAGGAAAAUCUUCCUAUAUAUCCUGAUGAGAUCAAUUCCUCAGACUCUAUUAACAUAGAAACUGAGGAAAAGGCUUUGACUGAGACAUACCAAAAAGAGAUUUCACCAUAUGAAAAUAAAAUGGAGAAAACUUUCAAUAGCCAAAAAAGAACCUGGGUACAAGAAGAAGAAGAAGAUACACAGAAGGAGAAAAAAAUCAGAAAAAAUGAGAUUAAGUUUAGUGAUACUGCACAAGAUCAGGAGAUUUUUGAUCACCAUACUGAAGAGCAUAUAGAUAAAAAUGCUAACAGUGUAUUGAUAAAAAGCCUGAGCAGGACCCCAUCUAGUUGCAGCAGCUCUCUGGAUUCGAUCAAGGCUGAUGGGACCUCCCUGGACUUUAGCACUUACCGCAGUAGUCAAAUGGAAUCACAGUUUCUCAGAGAUACUAUUUGUGAAGAGAGCUUGAGGGAGAAACUCAAAGAUGGGAGAAUAACAAUAAGAGAGUUCUUUAUACUUCUCCAGGUCCACAUCUUGAUACAGAAACCCCGACAGAGCAAUCUUCCAGGCAAUUUUACCAUAAACACACCGCCUACUCCAGAAGACCUGUUGUUAAGUCAAUAUGUUUACCGACCCAAGAUACAGAUUUAUAGACAAGAUUGUGAAGCUCGUCGCCAACAGAUUGAAGAGUUAAAGCUUUCUGCAUCGAACCAAGAUAAACUGUUGGCUGAUAUAAAUAAGAACCUGUGGGAAAAAAUGAGACACUGCUCUGACGAAGAGCUACAGGACUUUGGAAUUUACCUUAACAAAAUAAAAUCACGUUUCACCAAGAUGACUAAAGUCUUCACUCACCAAGGAAAAGUGGCUUUGUAUGGCAAGCUGGUGCAGUCAGCUCAGAAUGAGAGGGAGAAACUUCAGACAAAGAUAGAUGAGACGGAUAAAAUACUUAAGAAGAUCGAUAACUGUCUCACUGAGGUGGAAAUAGAAACUAAGAAUUUGGAGAAUGAAGAGAAAGACAAUCUUGUGGAAGAAUGGGACUCUGAAAUGAGAACUGCAGAGAAAGAACUGGAACAGCUGAAAACUGAGGAAGAGGAGUUUCAAAGAAAUCUCUUAGAACUGGAGGUACAAAAAGAGCAGACCCUUGCUCAAAUAGACUUUAUGCAAAAACAAACAAAUAGAACUGAAGAGCUACUGGAUCAGUUGAGCUUGUCUGAGUGGGAUGUUGUUGAGUGGAGUGAUGAUCAAGCUGUAUUCACCUUUGUUUAUGACUCGAUAGAACUCACCAUUACCUUUGGAGAGUCAGUUGUUGGUCUCCCUUUCCUGGACAACCGUUAUGUAAGGAAGAUUAUUGAUGUGAAUUUUCAAUCUCUGUUAGAUGAGGAUAAAGCUCCUCCUUCCUCCCUUUUAGUUCAUAAGCUUAUUUUCCAGUACAUUGAGGAAAAGGAAUCCUGGAAGAAGACAUGUACAACACAGCAUCAGGUACCCAAGAUGCUUGAAGAAUUCUCACUGGUAGUGAACCACUGCAGACUCCUUGGAGAGGAGAUUGAGUAUUUAAAGACAUGGGGACCAAAUUAUAACCUAAUGAACAUAGAUGUUAAUAAUAUUGAAUUGAAACUUUUAUUCUCUAGCUCUGCAGCAUUUGCAAAGUUUGAAAUAACUUUGUUUCUAUCAGCCCAUUAUCCAUCUGUACCAUUACUUUUCACCAUUCAGAAUCAUAUUGGGAACACUAGCCAAGAUGAUAUUGCUACCAUUCUGUCUAAAGUGCCCCUGGAGAACAACUACCUGAAGAAUGUAGUCAAGCAAAUUUACCAAGAUCUGCUUCAGGACUGCCACUUCUACCACUAGACCCUUGGACCACCAUUAGAACAACCCAGUGGAAUGUCGUCGAUAUUAUGUCAGGAUCCCAUUGCUCUGUAGCCUUUGUCUUUAGGUCAUUACAAGCUGAGUAAAAUUCCUUCUGAUGAUGUUAUAGUUAAUCUGUAUGCUUUUUAGAUCUCUGCAGAAUGAUGGUGAUGAAGACUGGAAUGAUGAAAGGCCUAUUAUCAACUUAUUCAUCUUUGUACCAAAGGUUUAAGUAAUAGGACACUGAGGAAAAAUUUCUCCUAAUUAAACUAGUGCUUUCUGCUUUAGUACAAGCCCUAAGGAUUAACUUUUAAGA
Sapajus apella (tufted capuchin) is the source of this 7215-nucleotide messenger RNA. RefSeq names its product kinetochore scaffold 1 (gene KNL1). Gene Ontology annotation, biological process: cell division; attachment of spindle microtubules to kinetochore; protein localization to kinetochore. The record is from RefSeq and is a predicted model, not a curated record. The transcript is spliced from 26 exons. The coding region runs from base 480 to 6902 and encodes 2140 amino acids. NCBI's taxonomy places the organism in Eukaryota, Metazoa, Chordata, Mammalia, Primates, Cebidae. Gene Ontology annotation, cellular component: nucleus.